Capronia coronata CBS 617.96 is the source of this 747-nucleotide messenger RNA. Its product is annotated as eukaryotic translation initiation factor 6. NCBI's taxonomy places the organism in Eukaryota, Fungi, Ascomycota, Eurotiomycetes, Chaetothyriales, Herpotrichiellaceae. Gene Ontology annotation, biological process: maturation of LSU-rRNA; maturation of 5.8S rRNA; cytosolic ribosome assembly. Gene Ontology annotation, molecular function: ribosomal large subunit binding. The transcript has a single exon. Bases 1 to 747 code for a protein of 248 amino acids. The record is from RefSeq and is a predicted model, not a curated record. Gene Ontology annotation, cellular component: nucleolus; cytosol; preribosome, large subunit precursor.
AUGGCUGUCCGAGCGCAGUUCGAAAACUCCAACGAAGUCGGCGUCUUCGCCAACCUGACCAACAGCUACUGUCUUGUGGCCAUCGGGGCCUCGGAGAACUUCUAUUCCAUCUUCGAGUCCGAGCUCGCCGACCUCAUUCCCAUCGUCCACUGCACUAUCGCAGGCACCCGCAUCGUGGGUCGCCUGACGACCGGCAACAAGAAUGGUCUCCUCGUCCCCACGUCCACGACAGACCAAGAACUGCAGCAUCUCCGAAAUAGUUUACCGGACGAGGUGAAGAUCCAAAGAAUAGAGGAAAGAUUAUCCGCUCUGGGGAAUUGCAUUGUCGCCAAUGACCACGUGGCGCUGGUGCAUCCAGACAUCGAGCGCGAGACGGAAGAAAUCAUCGCAGAUACUUUGGGUGUGGAGGUGUUUCGACAGACCAUUGCCGGCAACGUGCUGACGGGCUCGUACAUGUCUCUGUCGAACCAGGGCGGGAUCGUCCACCCCAAGACCAGCAUCCAGGACCAAGACGAACUCAGUUCCUUGCUGCAAGUGCCGCUCGUCGCGGGCAGUGUGAACCGAGGAAGUCCCGUCGUCGGCGCCGGCAUGGUCGUCAACGACUGGCUCGCCGUCACCGGUAUGGACACCACUGCCACUGAGCUGAGUGUCAUUGAAAGUGUCUUCAGGCUGGGUGAAGGUGGUCCCGGCGGUCUUGAUGCCAGAAUGAAUGCCAACAAGGAGAGCAUCGUCGAGAGUUUCUACUAG